CACCCCAUCCAUAUUCCACCACCAUGAGGAAAGAGGAGAAGAGCAAUGAGGGUAACGUGUUUGAUGAAGCCCUCAAGCAGCUUGUCUGGGCGAAGUUUGCCUACAUUUUUUCGGAUGCUCGCAAACUGUCGGCCACAGGAUUUGCACCGUUUUCCUACAAUCAUCUGGGCUUGGAACACCACCCAGAAGGAUUAUCCCUCGGAUCCAUCUUUGCCUGCCUACUCCGAAUCUUGAGAUCGGAAGAUAGUGACUCUCAAGUUGGAAUGUCAACCGGAAACUUCUACAAGGACAGACAAGAUCCUGGAUUACUGCAAGCCGUCGAGUUCGCCAUCGAAGUCAGUUUGAAGGACAAAGGUGACCCAGUGGAACUAUGCCGGAUUGACUCCAAGCCUUAUGAAGUGAUGGUUGACACUCAUCAACAUGUGGGGAGUCAUAAGACAAGCCUCUGUACGAAAUUUGGGAUGCAUCAUACACAAGUCCUGGUGGAUCAUUUGAUUCGCUCGGAGGAAGAAAAGCGAAGAAGGGAAGCCGAAGCAAAGAAGCUCCGUGGCCGCCCUCCGAACGGUCUAACCAAGCUCUACUACCAUUAUGUUCAGCCCUUUCUACCUUCACAAGGGACCGAGGAAGAAAUUGAAGAAGACAAACAAGUUGAUUCCAUUACAGAUGAAGAACUUGUCAAUGUCCUUCAGAAGGAGCUGGCUCCGGAUUCAUUCUUAGCUACUUCUCUGGAGGAUAAAUUCAAAUACCGUCAUAUCAAUGAUGCGCAUCAGGACUUAGAGUGUGUCUACAACAUCGCUGCUUGCACUGAGGAGAAGUGCAUAAAGGUCACCUUUCGUGGUACGGUGAACUUGCAUAACUGGAUUGUCAAUUUUCAAAAUGACUUUGUCAGUCGACCCAACCCAAUUACGGAACAUUUUGAAGGAAAGGAAGAAGGCGUGAUGCUGCAUGAAGGGUGGUCAGCAUACCUUCUUCGCAAGCGCUUGGACAAUCAGAGAUCUAAAUACGAUGAAAUUGCAGAUGUCGUUUGUGAGUUGGGGAGCAAGGAAAUUGGCCCAGGAGAGUUCAAGUUGAUGGUCGUGGGACAUAGCUUGGGAGGCGCCCUUGCUUCUAUCUUCGGGUUCUAUGCUUCUGCUGAUUCUAGGUUCACAGGAGGAGAAUCUCGUCCUCCUGUGGAUGUCUACACAUUUGCGGCUCCAUGGUGUGGGGGAAUGUCCUAUUUCAGAGCCUUUCGACAUCAAGAAGUCACACGCAGGAUCCGCCUCGUUCGGUUCUCGCACCAGCAUGACAUCGUUCCAAACUCAUUCUGGAACAUGGCGUACCAUCCCAGUGGCACCUGUUACUUGCACACCGGAGUUGGCGUUACUCUGAUGCAUCAACAUGGCCACCCGCCAAAGAUUGAAUACAACCACAAUUACAACAGUUUUUGGGCCAUGAUGUGGAUGCGAAUCCGGUGCUGGAGCCUGCUGAAGCUGAUCUUCUUCAAGAUCGACUAUCACGUCUUGCCUGGGUUGCUCAUGGCUAUGAACGAGGCAAUACGCGUUAUGAAAGAGCAGCAAAUGACAUUUCCCACUUUGCAGGAUCUCUACAAUCAACAUGUGUAUCAUACAUUUCCUGGGGAGAAAGAAAAGGCCUCCUGAAGAUUGCAAAUCCUGCUGGAUACGGUUCUUUGGGCUGCUCCAUGGAUGCCUUCUUGGUCUCUCUUUGCGUAUUCGAUGCUGUACCCCACGUUGUUUGAUGGAAGCCAGGACACCAUUGUUGCCAUGAGUGGACACAUUAGAGGGAACCUGACUCUUCCAUGACAGCUUGCCGCAAAGUUUGAGUAUAAAACAAGCUGUCAGUCGUAGUUGGGGUGCAAAAAAGUACAACAGAGAAACGACUGUGAUAAUCUAUCCGUGAACGUGGCUUAUACCACCUAUUUGAUCAUGUACUUUCAUACCUACCAAGCAUAAGGGAUUAGAUUACAGUUAUGGGUUUG
Molecule: messenger RNA, 1975 nt
Organism: Seminavis robusta
Lineage: Eukaryota; Bacillariophyta; Bacillariophyceae; Naviculales; Naviculaceae
Source: the annotation of a GenBank genome assembly